This is a messenger RNA of Botrytis porri, 4555 nucleotides long. RefSeq lists its product as uncharacterized. Bases 617 to 4555 code for a protein of 1312 amino acids. The transcript has 6 exons. Lineage: Eukaryota; Fungi; Ascomycota; Leotiomycetes; Helotiales; Sclerotiniaceae. The record is from RefSeq and is a predicted model, not a curated record.
CUCGUCACUCUUCACUCUUCACUCUUCAUUCUUCACUCUUCACUCUUCACUCUUCACUCUCUUACUACCUACCUACCGUCUACGAGGCAGGUAUGAAUAACAACAUGACAUUUGGGAACAUCUUCUUAAUCCUAACUCUGUUGGCAAGUUCAACUUCUUCUCUUCUUCAUACAGUACUUUCCUAUCAAAUCAGUCCACAAUAUACUUGAAACUUGACUUCAUUCGUCGUAAGGCUACAAUAUAACACAAUCUAAAUUUGGAAUACUCUACAUACGGUUGCAUCAUACCUACAUAUGUUGGACUUCAUUCAUAACCCCUCACUCUUCCAAAAAGGUACCACUUGACUUAUUACCUGCCCAGUACACUCCUAGUGCCAUUACGGUAGAUUCUAUAGAGCGUCACUCGGCUCACCAGUUCUCCUUACUUGAUAUUCACCCCACUACCUACCCUCGACAAGUUCAAACGUCUUGAAUAUGCAAACGAUCAUUCUCACGACACUCUUUACCAAUAUUCCCUCUUCAACAAUCUACAUUAUUCCAAAAAAACCAACUACCCAAGAAUUCAUUAUAUUGACCAACCGCCAACCGCCAACCGCCAAUCAAUUCACUGUGUCGACAUGAGUCAAGCAGCUCCAGUGAACCAUACAAAUGGUCCACCGAGAGGUCAACAACCCUAUAUUCAAAAUGGAGUGAAUAACGUUAUCGAGAUUUCGGAUUCGGACUCCGAAGACUAUGAAGAUCCUUUUGAUGUACCUCAAGUCCCCGCACACUCCCCACAUCUAAAUUUACAACACCAUCAACUUGGAGGAUAUUUUGGUGCCAAUAACCAAAUAUUUGAUCUCGAGGAUAAUAACCCAAUGAACCCAGGUCGAUUACCUCAACCUGCAGUGGCAGCGGCACCCGAAAAUAAAGCAAUGGCCAGAGAUCCCUCUUUUGUCAAGAGUGAAGAAGGGGAAAUGAAUUGGGCUCAGUGGAUGGAUGAGGAAAAUGAUGAAGGUAUCAAUCGUGUACUGUUGGAAGAUUAUACCUUUCGAGCGGAAUACAAUCGAGCUUCACACCCUUCUCCUUCGUUUGUUGAUCCUUCACGUCUCCAUCAACCUUUUCCACCACCACCAAACAAUUCACAUCAACCUAUCAUGGAAACAAAGACGGAAUGUAUUGAUGCAGUUGUUGCUGUCUUCCCAGAGAUUUGUAGGGAUCAUGUCGCUGGUCUAUAUGAAAAGGUAUCUCUCACUUCUGAUCGAUUGAUUGCUCACAUACUGGAUCAAGCGGAUACUGGAACUCCUUACCCAAAAGCAAAAGAUGUCCAGAAGCAAUUGAAGAGAAAGAGAGUGCUCACCGAAGAAGAGGAAGCUAUACAAAAAUAUGAAGCUGUCGGUCGCAUCGUUGGCCCUGCUUUAUAUUUGGAGCGGACACUAAUUCGGAGCAUCCUUUCAUUUGAGUUUCCAGUAACUCCAUUGGCCUUUAUAGAUGAAACACUCCGUUCUACUGGUCAUCGCCUUUUCUCCGCCUAUCGCACACUCGAGGAAGCAGAUCGAACUUUUGAUGCUCAUAAUCCACCAUAUAGGAGAAUUAAAACUCCAAGAAAAAUGCCACAUGAAUACCGAGAUGGUAGAAUUGAGGAAGCCAUUCAAAAGAAUGAAUCACCUGAGAAGACGGAGACUUUAAAAGAACUACUCGUAUGUCGGAAGAUUCGAAAGACUGCAGAAAGUCGUCGCCUCGCCGAACAAGAAGCAAUUCUCGCCGAAGAAGAGAAUCUCAAGAGAGCUGAAGCCGAGGGAACCAUGUCAGAAUGCUGCUGUUGCUUUUCGGACUACCCACUCAAUCGUAUGGUGCAUUGCAACAGUGAAGAAGUCCUACACUGGUUUUGCCGUGGAUGUGCACGACAAUCAGCGGAGACCGAAAUCGGAAAUUCUAAAUAUCUACUCAUGUGUAUGUCCACGGAUGGAUGUGAAGCGGGAUUUUCUCUUGAACAGAGAAAUCAAUUCCUAGACGAAUUAACCAUCGUCGCCUUGGAACGUAACGAAGCAGAAGCGGUCUUACGAAUGGCUGGUAUCGAAAAUCUUGCCAGUUGUCCAUUUUGUCCAUUCGCAGCAGAAUAUCCUCCUGUCGAAGUUGAUCGAGAAUUUCGAUGUCAAGCUCCUGAUUGCGAAAAGGUCAGUUGUCGACUUUGUAAAUUGGAGUCACAUAUUCCUAUGACUUGUGAAGAAAAUACCAGGGCAAAUGGUCUCUCGAUCAGACGACAAAUUGAGGAAGCAAUGUCUGCAGCAAUGAUCAGGACUUGUAACAAAUGUGGUACUCCAUUUGUAAAGGAAGAAGGUUGCAACAAAAUGACAUGCACACGCAAUGGAUGUUAUAACGUCCAAUGCUAUGUUUGUUCUAAAUCAUGCAAUUACGAUCAUUUUAAUGAUGUAAGGAGAGGUGGUAAAGACGGAAAUUGUCCACUAUUUGAAUCAGUGGAGGAACGACACAAUGAGGAAGUUAAGAAGGCUGAAAAAGAAGCACUGAAUAAAGUUCGAGCAGAACAUCCUGAAUAUUCCGAGGAGGACUUGAGAGUUAAGAUGUCGGAAAAUGUCACCAAGGAUGAUGAAAGAAGAAAGGCCACGGAUCCAAGAAACCCUUGGGCCAUUUAUCGACCGGUAGCAAUGGCACAACCACAAGAACAAGGAGCAUGGCCUCGUGAUCAUGAGCUGUUUAUGCAUCGUGGGCGUAUGUUUCAGGAUAGGCUUAGGAGGCACCGUCAAAAUAUCAGAAGGGUUUUGAGAGGAGAGGGUGGAGGGGAUAGAGAAGAUGGAGAAGGAGAUGAAGAAUUAUUUCUCCAGAACAUGGAAGAUGAUAUGCUUGGGGCACCGCGGCCUGCGAAUGGUGGUGGGGAUGAAGGUGGAGGUGAAGGUGAGAAUGGGGAUGAGGAUGAGAAAAUGGAUGAGGAUGAAGGGGAGAUACAACCUGGACUCCCUGCUCAGCAAAUGGAGGCGAAUUACUGGAAUCAACCUUUCGCUCCACUUGCUCGUCAUUACCUCGAAGAUGCGAGAGCGAUGUUUGGAAAUGUGGAGAGGGAAGGUCCAGUGGUCCUUCCGGGAUUAUUUCCGGCUCGUGUUCCGGUUCCGGCUGCGGUGUUGCAAGAAUAUGCUCGGGUUCCAGGCCCGAUUGCAGCUCCAGCUCCAGCUCCAGCUCCGGUUCUAGCUCCAGCUCCGGUUCCAGCUGGAGCUCGAGCUCCAGGUUCAGGUUUAGAUCUAGGUCCAGCUCGAGUUCCACUUCACUUACCCAAUCCAAAACUAGAACACAGACAGCGACAUCUGAUUGCGGAUUUGCAAAGGCAAAAAUUGUUGUUGAUGAGAAAGGUUCAUGGUCGGAAUGGGGGAGUACAGGCUGGUGCUUUUGAGAGGAGGGGGUUGAGGGGUCUGGCGGGUCAGAUUGAUGAAGUUCUGGAAGCUGAGGAUGAGGGAGAGGAUGAGGAUGGAAAGAAGAAGGAGAAGGAGAAGCUUCCUAUUCCUCAAAUGCCCCAGGCCCCACUUAUUGUUGCGAGGAAGGGAGAUGAGAGAGAUGGAGGUGAGCUACAGGGAGAGUUGAGAGAAGAACAAGACUUGCUAGGUGAAGACAGAGAAGAGAUUAUGAAUCUACCAAGUCCUGUUUUACCGAUUGCUCUAGCGCAACCGGGUGGUGCGAGAAUGGGUGAACGAAAUCGAGAAAGAGGAAGAGAAGCUCAGGAAGUUGUUAUACGACUUCGUGAGAGGUAUGGUUUAGGGGGUGAAGAUGGCGAUGGAAAUGGAAAUGUAGAUGGAAAUGAGAAUAUUCUUCUCCCAGGCCCUGGUCCACGGAAUGGAGGUGGACAUGCAGAGAUGGACGAUGCCCAAAGGAUAGAAAUGUAUUUAGAAAGGCUUCGACGAUUACACGGAUUCAAUCACCCUCAAAAUGCGAAUGGAAAUGGGGAUGCAGAUGCGGCUGCAGAGAGGGAGAGGGAGAGACAUCAACAAAGAGAAGUCCAGCAAGUUGUUCGACUUCGUGAAAGAAAUCGAGAAAGAGAAGGAGAAAUUGCUCGACUUCGUCAACGGUAUCUUUUUCAAUAUGCGAAUGGAGAUGGGAAUGAGAAUGGAAAUAACCAAUUUCCCAAUUAUCCUCCUCUACCUUUUCCUCGUCCUCGAUCUCCAGUUGCUGGACCCCCUCGUUUGGGAGGUUUGAAUGUAGGAGAAUGGAUAGACAUUGGGGAUCCUCCUGCUGCUAUUCUUGCUCCUCCUGGUGCUGCUCUUCCUCCUCCUGGUGCUCUUCCUCUUUUGGUACAGUAUGCAAAUCAAUUUGGCAGGGAUCCAGAUGGUUUUGCUGGACAUCGCAGACCAAGAGGAGGGAUCGAUAUGGGAGUUUUUGCUUUUGGACAUGAAGGUGAAGGGAGAGAUGGAGAUGUAAAUGCAGAUCUCGAAGAGCAUUUUCUCCCUGGUAUGGAUCCGUAUGGUGUUUUGAGGGAAUUGAGGAGGAAGAGAGAGGUGGAGAGGGGACUUAUUGAGGGGAUUCCGAUGCCGGAGGAGGAUGUGUUUAGUGAUGAGGAGGGUGGGGGUUGGUGA